GUAUCUCUCUGUGUGGGAGGGAGUCCCCCUCAGUGCAGAGGAGCAGGUCCGCUUCCUCUGCUGCCGGGCCGGAACCUUUGUGCGAGCGGCGGCAGCGGCGGCCGGCUGUUGGCGGCGGACUCGUCCCUCCCCACGUGUGCCGGGUGUCCGGGCUGAGGGAGCGGGCGCCACGAUGGAUUUAAUCCGCACCAUCGGGGAGGAGGACGAGAUCCCGGAGGAGGAUGAGGAGACGGGGUCCGAGGGAGAGGAAUUGCCUGUCGUUUUGCUGAAGAAAAAGACGUCAAGGAAACAAUGUGCGGACUUCAGUGAAGAGUUUCUCUUCACUGAGAAGGACGGGGAAUAUGACGAUGGUUGGGUUAUGGCAGAUGUCCUGAAACAAUUGAAGAAAAAUAAAGCACCAACAACACUGGACGAAAAGAUAGACAAAGUUCGAAAGAAAAGAAAAAAAGAGGAGAAAUCUACAAAAGAAGCAAAGAGAAUAAAGACUAUUUCCACUGAGGACACAGUAUCCAACCCAGAUGUGAUAAAGCCAGGUGAAGAAGGAGUGGAUGAAAUUGAGGGCAAUGACGAAGCAAAGGACUCUGAUGGAGAACAAGAAACAGAUGAUGAUGAUGAGUCGAUAUCUGAAUUCUCCUCUGGAGAUGAGGAUGUUUUACAGAAAGCAGACACACUGAAAUUAAAAGGAAAGAAGAAAAUUCCUCAGAAUAAAUUGGAUGUGUUCUUUGAGGAUGCCCCAGAGGUUGAUGACAGCCUGACAUUCCAGGAUAUGAAUCUCUCUCGACCACUUUUAAAGGCGAUCACUACCAUGGGUUUCAAACAGCCAACUCCCAUUCAGAAAGCGUGUAUCCCUUUGGGUUUGCUGGGCAGAGACCUCUGUGCCUGUGCUGCCACUGGAACAGGUAAAACUGCUGCCUUCAUGCUGCCAGUGCUGGAACGUUUGAUCUAUAAACCGCGGCAGGCUCCUAUUACCAGAGUGUUGGUUCUAGUUCCAACUCGUGAACUAGGCAUCCAGGUGCAUUCUGUCUCCAGAAAUUUGGCACAGUUCACAUCCACCACCAUCUGUCUUGCUGUUGGUGGAUUGGAUGUAAAAACCCAAGAAGCAUCUCUGAGAGCAGGACCUGACGUUCUCAUUGCCACCCCAGGCCGACUGAUUGAUCAUCUUCAUAAUUGUCCAUCCUUUGACCUCAGCAGCAUUGAGGUCCUUAUUCUGGAUGAGGCUGACAGGAUGCUCGACGAAUACUUCGAGGAGCAGAUGAAGGAAAUAAUUCGUCUCUGCUCCCACCAACGACAAACGAUGCUGUUUUCUGCUACCAUGACUGACGAGGUGAAAGAUCUGGCAUCAGUGUCACUGAAGAACCCAGUCCGAAUUUUUGUGAACAGUAACACAGAUGUAGCUCCAUUCCUCCGUCAGGAAUUCAUCCGAAUCCGUCCAAACCGCGAGGGGGACAGAGAGGCAAUUGUUUCAGCUCUUCUUACUCGCACGUUUCAGGACCACGUUAUGCUGUUUACACAGACCAAAAAGCAAGCUCAUCGGAUGCACAUCCUGCUGGGGCUGAUGGGACUGAAGGUUGGCGAACUGCAUGGGGAUCUUUCUCAAACCCAGAGACUGGAGGCUCUUAGGCGCUUUAAGGAUGAACAAAUUGAUAUUCUUGUAGCCACUGAUGUUGCUGCCAGAGGACUGGAUAUCGAUGGAGUCAAAACGGUGAUUAACUUCACAAUGCCCAACACCAUCAAGCACUAUGUGCACAGGGUGGGUCGCACAGCUAGAGCUGGCCGCAGUGGGCGGUCCGUGUCACUCGCUGGUGAGAUGGAAAGGAAAAUGUUAAAAGAAAUUGUGAAGAAAGCCAAAACUGAAGUGAAAGCUCGUGUCAUUCCACAAGAUGUGGUGAUGAAGUUCCGGCAGAAGAUUGAGAAACUGGAGAAGGAAAUCUAUGCUGUUCUGCAGCUGGAAAAAGAGGAAAAAAUGAUGCAGCGAUCAGAGGCUCAGAUCAACACUGCGAAAAACAAGCUGCAGAAGGACAAUGAAGAAACCAGGCCAGAGCGCACCUGGUUCCAAACCAGGGAAGAACGGAAGAAAGAGAGAGUUUCAAAGGCUCUACAGGAGUUUGACUUAGCACUAAGAGGCAAAAAGAGGAGGAAACAGUUCAUGGAAAACAUGAAAAAGAAAGAAAUGACGGCUGAAGAGAGAACACAGAUUGAAAUUAUGAAAUCACAGAUGUAUGCUGAGCGCGUUGCUAAGCGAGGCCGCCGACCGAAGAGGGCACGAGCAAUGCCCGAGGAUGAGGCAAACCAAGCUGCAGGAGAUAAAAUGAACAGAGUAAGCAAAUCAAAGAAGUCAGUGUUCGAUGAAGAAUUGACAAAUACAAGUCAGAAAGCCCUGAAACAGUACCGAGCAGGGCCAUCAUUUGAAGACAGAAAGAGACUUGGAAUAUCAAAGCACAAAAAAGGGGGUACAUUUAAAUCAAAAUCCAGGUACAAGAGAAGGUGAAUCCAAACAGUAAAGCCAUCAGAGUUUUAUGAAACUGCCUUUUCAAGGAGUUCUUUAUCAGCCUGUAUAUUUAUGUGACAUAUUUGAUAAUGAAAUAUUGUCAUACUUCAGAUCCUAGAAGAAAUUUUGUAAGGACUGACUUGUCAAUUUAUUGAAAUGAGCUGACCUCCAAUUUCACUGGAAUUAAGGUUUUAUCUUUGGGAUCAUUUCUCUUGAUCUGCAGUCUCCCACCCUCGAUGCCUAAGUAUUGAUUACUAUGGGUACAGUCCUUUUUAGAAGAGCAGGGACAUUGCACUGUAUGUCUCAUUGCAUGACGUUAUGUCUCAUUUUCAAGUGUGGUGUUCUGCAGACACUUGUGUUCACUUAAUCCUCACACAGUACCAUAUCUUCACCUUGCUCUGAGACAGGGAAUCGCUGCUGCCAAUGUAAUGAUUUGGGAUUGAAGUGGAAUAGCAGCACAACAGGAUUUCCUAUUUUCAAUCCGGAUUUUUCAGGAGAAUUUAAAAUAGCUUUCAAAUUUUAAGUGGCUGAACCUCUGCUCUACACCAUCCCACGUUUAUAUCCAGUGAUCCUCUGGCAAUACACAUUUGCAUUGCUGUUUAGGACAGACUCAGGCUUGAUCUUGCUAUUCUUGUGCUCAGAAGGCAUUAGUGAACAAAAAUAGAUGAGGUAAGAGAAAAUAUUGGAACUUCAUCUCCAUGAAGUGACAAUCUGUCCUGGAGUAUUUUGUAUUAUAGAAGCAGAUCUAUCGGUUUCUACAAACUGCUGAGAUUAUCUUGAAAAGAAAUAAGAUGGAACUCUGCUCUUGAAUGGAAAUCUUUUGGGACCAAAGCUCUGUUUAUUUGAGUGAAGGGUCCUUCCAUUCUUAAGCUAUUUUCCUUCUGGCUACUGGAUGUGGUGUUCACUUUGCUGUAUCAAUGUGAUUCUUUCCAAAGUUAAAGAAUUUCACUUUGACAAACUGUUGCAUUGUUUUCUUUAAAUAUAUUUCAAUGGUAAUGAAAAUCUGACACUGAGGGUCCAAGGAGACAAGCAGGAGAGUGACCAGAGACUUGAUCAGAAAGAUGAGAACACGGGGAGAAUUACAGGCUAGUAGUGUUUUAGGUUACAGAAGGUGGAAAGCUGCCAGGAAACAGUACUGAAAUGCUUGACAUCAAACCUUUAAUACUGGAAAUACAUUUCUGCCCUCUAGUCCAGCAAUCAAUCUGGAGAAACUUUGUUGCACCUCCUCAACUGCCAGUAUAUCCUUAGGUAGGACACUAUAUUCCAAGUGUCCUUGUAUUGACCUAUGAGUGCCUGAGUAAAGGAGGAUACAAGUUUUUGGGGUUUUGGGGUCAUGUGAGCACCUACUAGGUGCUCCCUAGUGGCAGAACUCAAAAUGCAGAAAAUAUGAGGUGUACAAGGAAAAUGAAAGAUAAAUCCAAGUUAAGAUUGUAGCAAGUAAGGGGAUAUUUGUAACCUACAGCACAGGACAUUCAAUCCAGUGAGUUAAUGAUUUGUUUGUACUUGGUAAAAAUCCAAACCUCAUUUAUUCAUAACUACAUUUUCUGCUUUAACCACCAAGUCAGGGAGAUUAGAAAGGGAAGCAGUUAGUUAUUAAAAAUGAUUUUAAUUAUUUUAAAUUUGAGUAUCAGAAAAAAAUUCUUCAAAAUGAGCUCAGUGAAACAGAGGUAGCAAUAGAUGUGAAAUAACAUGCUUGAUGAGGACAUUUAAAGAAGGGAGUGUGUGGUCAGUGGCAUACAGAAACAAAUUAACAGAGUACAAGCUUUAAGGUGUCUGUGUUUUCAUGAUUACAGUUUGAUUUCAAUAAAAGCAAUUAAGUGUUUGAAUAUGCCUAGGUUGUUGCUGAAAUUCCAGGAUAAAUACAAAAUGAUUUCAAACAAAUUGUGCUCCCAGGCAAAACCACAAAUCAUUACUGCAUUCACAUGAAGAAAUUAUUAUUAGUUUCCUGUUGUUUGGCAGCAAACUGAA
This is a messenger RNA of Pristis pectinata (smalltooth sawfish), 4456 nucleotides long. RefSeq names its product DEAD (Asp-Glu-Ala-Asp) box polypeptide 27 (gene ddx27). The transcript has 21 exons. The coding region runs from base 173 to 2488 and encodes 771 amino acids. Gene Ontology annotation, molecular function: RNA helicase activity; nucleic acid binding; ATP binding. The record is from RefSeq and is a predicted model, not a curated record. Lineage: Eukaryota; Metazoa; Chordata; Chondrichthyes; Rhinopristiformes; Pristidae.